Messenger RNA from Cynocephalus volans (Philippine flying lemur), 9648 nucleotides. RefSeq names its product Gse1 coiled-coil protein (gene GSE1). Bases 35 to 6079 code for a protein of 2014 amino acids. NCBI's taxonomy places the organism in Eukaryota, Metazoa, Chordata, Mammalia, Dermoptera, Cynocephalidae. The record is from RefSeq and is a predicted model, not a curated record. The transcript is spliced from 17 exons.
GCGGCCGGCGCCGGUCUCCCGCAAGCAGCGGCUCAUGGCAGCCGUGGGCGAGCGGGCGGCGGGCGGCGGCGGCGCGCCGCUGUCGUGCUUCAUCUGCGGCGGGGGCAUCGGGCGCGGCAAGGAGCUGAAGCUGCAGGUGAAGCAACCGGCGGCGGCGGCCCCGGCGCAGCCCUUCUUCCCGUUCCUGCAGCAGCAGGAGCCGGCGCCCGGCGCGCGCGAGCUGUCGCCGGCCGACGGCUGCGUGCUGGUGUGCGCCGUGUGCCGCUGCUUCCUGGGCGAGCAGUGGGCCGCCUUCGAGCGCGCCCGCACGCCCGUGGACAAGCGCAUGUACUGGCUCAAGCGGCCCCACCAGUGCGACGCGGGCGCGGACGGCCGUCGCGGGGGCGCCGGGGCCCCCUGCGAGUGGAACGUCGCGUACGCGCUGGGCAGCACCGGCGACGACGGCGGCGGCGGCCCCGGGCCCCGCGCGGCGACCGAGGACACUCGAGACUCGGAGCUGUCGGAGCUGUCGGACACCGACCCGCUGUCCGAGCCCGACCCGGCCGCGCGCGACGCUGCCAGUCCCCACCAGGACGGGGCGCCAGCGCCGCGGGCCACCCCGGGGCCAGGGCCUCGCGGGGGCCGCUGCCAGGAGUGGAGGCCGGCGCCGGGACCCCCUCCGGGACAGGGCGCGGAGCCCCCGGCGCAGGGCGAUGAGGAAAAAGGGGUCCCCUCGAAGCUCCACGCGGACCGGGAGCCCAGGACCGGUGUUAGGCGCCGGCGCAAGGGGAUUGGGAGGCACUGGGUCCCUGAGGCCCGGGCCAGCGUCCUGAGGGGCAUUCAGGCCUCUUGGCAAGGCCCUCCUGUCAAAGCAGCCCCUGCAGUUGAUGUGAAAGGAACCCCCUCGGGCAGAACCACCAAGUCCCGGGAGAGCAGGCCGCUGGAGGAGACCCUCGGGGGCUACUGCACAUCCGAGGACAGUGACGUCAACAUCACCAGCGAGGAAGAGGACCACAAGGAGCAGCCCUUUCCAGGUCCCGGUUGCCCCAAAGAGAAGGAAAACGGUGGCCGUGUCCCCCGGGCCACCCCGGAGCACCGCGCAGUGCCACCAGAGGGCCUUUGCUGCUACAUAUGUGGUUCGGCGCUAUCCCCCGCGUCGCAGCACCAGAUCCACGUGCAGAAGCAGGAGAAGCUGGCCCAGGCCCCGUUCUUCCCCUUCCUGUGGCUGCACAGCCCGCCCCCUGGGGCACAGCCCAUCAGCGAGGGCGGCAGCACCUUGGUGUGCCCCUGCUGUUUCUCCUCCCUCAUGCAGCAGUGGCAGAGCUUCGAGCUGGCCAAGGUGCCCGUUCUGCAGCGGCUUUACGUGGUGCCCUUGAACAGCCACGCUCCUGGCAUGGCCUCCAAGGGCAGGAGGCUCCCCAGGGAGGAGGGUCCGCCCACCACCGGCCUGCGAGAGGCCUGCUACCUCUGUGGGGAGGACUGUACCCAGGAUUCCCGGGCAGUGCCCUCCAGGAUCCUCAAUGGCAACGCCAGGAGCACCAUGCACUUCCCCUUCCUCAGCCUCCUGCCCUGCCCCCCCAACGCCCGGGGCCCCAACAAGUGCUGCGAGGUGCGCAGCUGCCCCAAGUGUUUCAGCGUCCUGGAGGACGUCUGGGCCCUGUACAGGGCCAGCCAGAACCAGGAGCUCAUCACCUCCGUGCAGGGCUUCCUGGGCAGGUACCACCAGGCUUUCUCUGCCUCCGACACUGCCCUCUGUGAGCUUCCUGUGUCGGUCCAGGGUGGCCCGGCGUCUGUCUGCUACAUCUGUGGGGCUGAGCUGGGCCCUGGGAAGGAGUACCAGCUCAACGUGAACCCCGCCAGCCGCCUGGGCGAGAAAGAGCCCUUCUUCCCCUUCCUCACCGUUUACCCGCCCGCCCCGCGUGCCAGGCCUGCGGAUGCCACCGGCCUGGUGGCCACCUGUGUGCUCUGCUACCAUGACCUGCUGGGCCAGUGGCUGCAGCACGAGGCCCGUGGAGCCCACCAUGCUGUCAGUGCCUGGUCCCGGCAGUACCAGGUGGAGACGUUCGUGUGCUUCUUCUGCCAGCAGGAAAAGAAACGGUGUCUUGGGCUGAAGUCCGUGCGGGUGGCCCGACUGCCCUUGUUCCUGUACACCCUGCGAGCGAGCCACAGCCUGCUGGUGGAUGACGGGCAGCAGCUGAUCAUCGGCGCCUGUGUGGAGUGUGGGACCCUGGUGUGUGCGGGCCAAGGGCUCACCCGCCAGGGACCCUUGGCCUGGAGCUCCCCGGUGGCAGCAUCGACAAAGGUCACCUCUGCGUCCCUGGAGGCGUCUGCAGCUGUCCACCCUCCCACCCGGGAGCCCGAGCCCCGGCCAGGCGCGCCAGCAGAGAGCCUGUCCAGAGGCCCCAGGACGGGCCUGGAGCCGAGGCCAGCGCAGUGCCAGCAGAGCCGCCGGGACGGGGAUGGACCCGACCUCACGGGCACAGGCAUGAGCCAUGAGCCCAAGUCCCCUUCACUAGGGAUGCUUUCCACCGCGACCAGGACCACCGCCACCGUCAACCCCCUCACCCCCUCGCCGCUCAAUGGCGCCUUGGUGCCCAGCGGCAGCCCUGCCACCAGCAGUGCGCUGUCGGCUCAGGCCGCGCCGUCCUCCAGCUUUGCCGCUGCACUGCGCAAGCUCGCCAAACAGGCGGAGGAGCCCAGAGGGUCCUCACUGAGCAGCGAGUCGUCUCCCGUGUCCUCUCCAGCCACCAACCACAGUUCCCCUGCCAGCACGCCCAAGCGGGUGCCCAUGGGCCCCAUCAUUGUGCCUCCUGGGGGCCACAGCGUCCCCAGCACGCCCCCCGUGGUGACCAUUGCCCCAACCAAGACUGUCAAUGGUGUCUGGAGGAGCGAGAGCCGGCAGCAGGAUGCCAGCUCAAGGGGCAGCAGCAGUGGUCGGGAACGCCUCAUCGUGGAGCCCCCACUGCCCCAGGAGAAGGCAGGAGCCCCAGCCAUCCCCUCCCACCUGCUCAGCACCCCCUAUCCCUUCGGCAUCUCUCCCAGCUCAGUGGUUCAGGAUUCCCGCUUCCCACCACUCAACCUCCAGCGGCCGGUGCACCAUGUGGUGCCCCCCAGUACAGUGACUGAGGACUACCUGAGAAGCUUCCGGCCCUACCACACCACUGAGGACCUCCGCAUGUCCUCCCUGCCCCCGCUUGGCCUGGACCCAGCCACCGCUGCUGCCUACUACCACCCCAGCUACCUGGCCCCACACCCCUUCCCCCACCCUGCCUUCAGAAUGGAUGACUCCUACUGCCUGUCGGCACUGCGGUCCCCGUUCUACCCAAUCCCUACCCCUGGCUCCCUGCCCCCGCUGCACCCAUCAGCUAUGCACCUCCACCUCUCUGGGGUCCGCUACCCCCCCGAACUCUCCCACUCAUCCCUGGCAGCGCUACACUCUGAGCGGAUGUCCAGCCUCAGUGCAGAGAGGCUGCAGAUGGAUGAGGAGCUGAGGCGGGAGAGGGAGCGUGAGCGUGAACGGGAGGCCGACCGAGAGCGGGAGAAGGAGCGCGAGCGGGAGAAGGAACGCGAGCGGGAGAAGGAACUGGAACGGGAGCGGGAGAAGGAGCGGGAGCUGGAGCGCCAGCGGGAACAGCGGGCCCGGGAGAAGGAGCUGCUGGCUGCCAAGGCACUGGAGCCUACCUUCCUGCCUGUGGCUGAGCUGCAUGGGCUGCGUGGCCACACCACUGAGGAGCGGGUCAAGCCCUCGGAGCAGCUGACCCCAACCCGAGCAGAGAAGCUGAAGGAUACAGGCCUGCAGGCGCCCAAGCCUGUGCCGCACCCCCUGCACCCAGUGCCAGCCCCGCACCACGCCGUGCCCAGCCUCAUCUCCAGCCACGGCCUCUUCUCUCUGCCAGGCAGCAGCACCGCCACGGCCCUGCUGAUCCAGCGCACCAACGAGGAGGAGAAGUGGCUGGCACGGCAGCGGCGGCUGCGGCAGGAGAAGGAGGACCGGCAGUCACAGGUGUCGGAGUUCCGGCAGCAGGUGCUGGAGCAGCACCUGGACAUGGGCCGGCCCCCAGUGACAACGGAGGCGGAGCACAGGCCUGACAGCACCAGGCCGGGACCAAACCGCCAUGAGCCAGGCAGCCGUGACCCCCCGCAGCACUUUGGCGGGCCACCGCCACUCAUCUCGCCCAAGCCCCAGCACCACACAGUGCCCACAGCCCUCUGGAACCCGGUGUCCCUGAUGGACAACACCCUGGAGACACGGCGGGCUGAGAGCCACCCUCUGCACAGCCACCCAGCCGCAUUUGAGCCCAGCCGCCAGGCUGCUGUGCCGCUAGUGAAGGUGGAGCGGGUCUACUGCCCUGAGAAGGCAGAGGAGAAUCCCCGGAAGCGUGAGGCCGCCCCCAUGGACAAGUACCAGCCACCACCGCCACGGGAGGCUGGAAACCUGGAGCACCAGGCCUUCUCCCAUGGGCCUGGGCCCUUCCUUGCCGAGCUGGAGAAGUCCACCCAGACCAUCCUGGGCCAGCAACGGGCCUCUCUUCCACAGGCAGCCCCCUUCGGGGAGCUCAGCGGGUCCCUGAAGCCCGGCUCACCCUACCGGCAUCCAGCAACGCGGGGCCCCGACCCUGCCUACAUUUACGAUGAGCUCCUGCAGCAGCGCCGGCGACUGGUCAGCAAGCUGGACCUGGAGGAGCGCAGGCGGCGAGAGGCCCAGGAGAAAGGAUACUACUAUGACCUUGAUGACUCUUAUGAUGAGAGCGAUGAGGAAGAGGUCAGGGCUCACCUCCGUUGCGUAGCCGAGCAACCACCCCUCAAACUGGACACGUCCUCCGAGAAGCUAGAGUUUUUGCAACUUUUUGGCUUGACCACCCAACAGCAGAAGGAGGAAUUGGUCGCCCAGAAGCGGAGGAAGAGGAGGCGGAUGCUGAGAGAAAGAAGCCCAUCUCCUCCGACGAUUCAGAACAAGCGGCAGACACCAUCACCGAGACUGGCACUGUCCACCCGCUACAGCCCUGACGAGAUGAACAACAGCCCCAACUUGGAAGAGAAGAAGAAGUUCCUGACCAUCUUCAACCUGACCCACAUCAGCACCGAGAAGAGGAAAGACAAAGAGAGACUUGUUGAAAUGCUCCGUGCCAUGAAGCAGAAGGCACUGUCAGCAGCAAUGGCAGCCUCGUUGACAAACUCUCCGAGGGACAGUCCUGCCAUCUCCCUGAGCGAACCAGCUGCGCAGCAAGCCUCUCCAGAUGCAGAUAAGCCUGUUGCUGUUGCUCCUUCCUUGUCUGACGUCCCAAAGGCCAUGGAGCCUGGGAGACUGGAACAGCUCCGACCUCAGGAGCUCUCAAGAGUGCAGGAGCAAGCUCCUGCCAGCAGUGAGAAUGCCAGGCCAAAUGAGGCCACAGGGGGCAAGAAGAGCCUGAGCAUGCUUCAUUAUAUCCGGGGCGCUGCACCCAAGGACAUUCCUAUGCCACUGUCCCACAGCAUCAACGGGAAGAGCAAGCCAUGGGAGCCCUUUGUGGCAGAAGAGUUUGCACACCAGUUCCAUGAAUCAGUGCUGCAGUCCACCCAGAAGGCCCUGCAGAAGCAUAAAGGGAGCGUAGCUGUGCUGUCCGCAGAGCAGAACCACAAGGUUGACACGUCCGUCCACUACAACAUUCCUGAGCUGCAGUCCUCCAGCCGGGUUCCUCUGCCACAGCAUAAUGGGCAGCAGGAGCCCCUAGCUGCAAGGAAGGGCCCACCCGCGCAGGAGAUGGACCGGGACGAAGAGGAGGAGGAGGAGGAGGACGGCGAAGAGGAGGAGGAGGAAACCCCCAGACGCAAGUGGCAAGGGAUUGAGGCAAUUUUUGAAGCUUACCAGGAACACAUAGAAGAGCAAAAUCUGGAGCGGCAGGUGUUACAGACACAGUGCAGACGGCUGGAGGCCCAGCACUAUAGCCUCAGUCUGACUGCAGAGCAGCUCUCCCACAGCAUGGCGGAGUUAAGAAGCCAGAAACAGAAGAUUGUCUCGGAAAGGGAGAGGCUCCAGGCAGAACUGGACCACUUACGGAAGUGCCUUGCCUUGCCUGCAAUGCAUUGGCCUAGGGGUUACUUUAAGGGAUAUCCGAGGUGACGGUUUCCCUUGAACUAGGCUGAACCUAUAGUAUAGAAAUAUUAUCUAUUUUAUUACCUUGAAUAUUUAAUAUUUUUCACUGGGAGGUUUGAAGCUUAAAAAAAAAAAUGAGAAUGUGCCAUGCAUGAAGCAAAGGAUUCCAGGCUCCAGGAAAAAAACACAACUCAUCUUGACUUCAAUGCAAUUCAGUCACCUUUCAAUGUAGGACACCUGUAGUCUUUCUUUUUUAAAGGCAAUUUUAUUCCUUCUUCCCCUACAUCGUCAUGUUUUAAUCUGAAAAUGAAGGCUCCGUUACCAACACUAAAACUAUCGUUUAUCGCCCCCGGUGUGUAUGAUUGGGUCAAACUGGUUGUAUUGUCUCUUGUGUUGCCAUGUUACUAUGCCUCAAGAACCAAGUUUGCUUUUGCCACAGUGAUGGGGUUGGUCUCGUUCCCCCCCAGGAGUGAGACUUGCUUCAGCUGAAAAGAAGGUUGGGUGCAUUGAAAGUAAAGGGCUUAUUUUGUUUAUGUUUCUGUAAAAUUUUCUUCAAAGCAACAGGUCCUAAGGGCACACAAAGCAACCCCAAAGGCUUUUCUUUGGAAAAGGUCUUACCUAACGAUAAAGUGAAUCCACAAACUGAAGGUACCUUUUUAUUACUCCUUGGGGGGAAAUGUACAGAGCUCUAUGUAUACAUAUAUUCACACCUACCAAAUUGUUACUGCAGUGGGUGAUGUUUUCAUACAAACAUAAAUUGAGAGAAAAGUCAAAGGUGCUUCAGCCUUGUACUGUGUAUAUAUAUAUUAAAAAAAGUUUUGUAUGUUUUUAUUACUUUAAUUAUUGUUAUAAAAAGCCUGCCAUUUUUAAUAUGUGGUUUGGGGGAUUUUUGUUUGUUUUUCCUGUUUGGGGGGUUUUGUUUUGUUUUCUGGGCAAAAAAACCCUUGCUUUUAGUGUUUGUACUGCUGCUGGUCAGGACAUUAAAAUAUUGAAGUUUUUAAAAAUUAAAGAAGAAAAAGUAAAAGAGCUUACCACUGGCGCCUAUGCGGUCACUUCAUUUUAAUCUGAGCUACACCAGAACUUGCCGUAGAAAGCUGUGUGCUACUUCUCACCCCAGCAUUUGGACACGCUAAUAGCAAAUGUGACCGGUUGCUAGGAUCCACCUUGUUCCUACCACAGACUAUGUGUGACAUCUGUGUGUACACACAGAAGUGAAGCUUUUAAAAAGAACCUUUCAGGAAAUAAAUGAUUUCUGCGAUAGAAUUCUAAGAUGCCUGAAAGCAGGUGCAGAGUAGAAACUUUAGAGGCUUUAUUUAGAUGCAAAGCUUUGUAAAAGCCUAAAGUAGGAUAAACAAUGUCUGAGCUGAACCCCUCCUUUUGAACUUACUGUGGGAUGAGCACAGGAGUGGCCAGAAACUGGGCUGAUCACACUAGGACGAAGCCAUGGGGGAAGUGUUUCCUCCUUGUCCAGUUCAUGCUCAUUCAGGCACUGUUUAAUCUAGCUCAGGGGGCAUUUCUUGCCCGAAUGGGCCCCAACCAAAGGCCAAGAAUGCCUGUUGCUGGUCUGGGGGCAGGAGCAGGGGAGGAGACAGGGCCUGGGGGCAAGAUGGCUGACCUUUGUGCAGCUCCUCACCGCUGUGCUCGGCGGCCCAGCCCUCAACCCCAGACCUUGCUGUGCAGAACAGCUUGCUGGCAGCUGGCAUUGUGUCGCUUUAUCUGCCUGCACACAGUUUGCUUUGUACGUCUGCCAAGAAUCUUCCAGUUAUUAGCAAACAGACAAAAAGUGCCGCCAGUAUUAUCAGCAGUCAACAAGCACCUUCCUCUCCACAGAAGUGACUGGAAGAAAACUAAAGGCUGUGCUGUGGGCCUCCUCCCCUACCCUGCAGACACGUUCCACAGGUGUGUAGAGGGAGCUGCAUUGCCAACAGUCAGGACAAAAUAUCACUGAAUUUUUCCACCUAAAAUCCGCUUGCUAUUUCGGGUCUGAAGGCUUAACAGUCACAUCUUAGCACUCCCAGGCCGCCUCCUGCAUCACAGAUGUCUGGAUGCUUUUGCUAAUCAGCUUUGGUAAUGGGCCUUGGAGGAAGUAAAAGGAAAAAGCAGAUCUAAUAACUUAAUGAAAAAAAAAGCACAGCCCUGUCCCUAUGUCCAAGGGGAGCUCCCUUGGUUGGCUUUUUUGUCUGGGGGUAGUUCAUGGCACAUGGGACAAGCAGUGCACUGAGAAAGGUCUGUGGGGGUGUUGCUGAGCUAGUAACAACUGCUUUCUCUCCUCCUAGUGGAAACACCAUCUCUACCCUGCCCUUGAGCUUCUCUAUUGCUGAAUAUUCUUGUGCUUGAGAAGUAAGUAAUAAGACAAUCAGAAUACAAUUACAAACCAGUAAAGCAGUAUGAAUCAGCUAAGAAAAAGGAAGAAAGUAUCUCGAAAACAAGAGGGCAUCACUAAGCACCCAUAAUGGUUUUCCCAUCUAACAGUCUUACAAUCUGAAGAUACUUAUUUUCAGAUGAUUCUGAAAGAACACAGUAGCUUGUAUUUUCAGUUGGGCUUACCAGAAACUGACAAAUACGCACUCUUAAACUCUGUUCAGGUAUUUCACAUUGAGUUUAAAAGACACAGUUGAGAAGUACAUUAAAUUUGUUCUAGAACUGAUUAUGCAGCCUGUGUUUCAGUCGGUAUCUACGGGAAGACCUCCAUUCUUCUCGUCUUCCUGCAUUACCUCAAUUGAUGGUGCCAUCUCUCCUCUGAAGGAGACUUCACUAAACUUGUGAGGGACAUCUUCCAACGCUAAAUCUCGUAGUUCCACAUUAAAUCAGAAACUUUUUGUUUGUGUUAUACAAUCCGAGCCAAAUGGACAUAUGCUCCUGCUCCAUUCUCAGAAAAGAGACCACGAUAGGAUCUAAUCUUAAAAUAAAACACUUAAUUGGCAUUAACAUUCUAAUAGAUUGAACCCUUAAGAAUAUUAAGAGUAUUAAGCCCACACCUUCAGCAAAGAAUUAUAACAGAAAAUCUUAAGUUUGUAGAGCAGAAUGGUGUUGUACUCAAGUAGCUCACAAUACUGCCAGAUUUCAAAAAUUAAGCUGAAUUUCAAACCAAAUGCCCCCUUUCCCUCUGAGCCAUGUAUUUGAAGUACAGAAAAUUCCAAGGACCCACCACAAGGUGGAGAUGGUCAGCACACAUUCUGUUACUAUAAAGUGUAUAUUAGCCACUUAGCAACAACCUCUAUACUCUACCAAGUAACCAAGCUGUUGACUUUACUACUUGCUGUAGCCUGUCCCCAACUUUUUGAUUCAGUGCUUAACUUAAACUCCGUAACUCUGCCUUGACCUGAGGAAGACCAUGCUAACUGGUUUUGUUACUUUGUUUGUACCCUGUGCUUAACUGCUAGAACAGUAAACCCAUCCAUGGGUGGGAGGGAGGAACAACAGUGCCUCAGUCACUCUGGGGGCAGUUUAGAUGCUGUGAAAUUAAACCUGUUCUAAGUGUACUUGUUUGAAUUAAUUGUAUUGUAAUAUUAUUUGUUGAAUGUAGUAAUUAGGUAUUUAUGAAUAUAUUGCUGUAAUUUCUGACAACAUCCAAAAAAUAAAAUCUUCCUAAAUCA